Kockovaella imperatae is the source of this 435-nucleotide messenger RNA. RefSeq lists its product as hypothetical. NCBI's taxonomy places the organism in Eukaryota, Fungi, Basidiomycota, Tremellomycetes, Tremellales, Cuniculitremaceae. The record is from RefSeq and is a predicted model, not a curated record. The coding region runs from base 243 to 428 and encodes 61 amino acids. The transcript is spliced from 3 exons.
AACCAUCUUUCUCGGGACCCGCUUUGAGAGGGUCAGCCAGCUUCAACCGGGCCUGACGCCAUAUUCCUCACCUAGACUCGAGGCGUUCGGAUUUCUCAAAGCUACCGUUGUACAUUGUUCGUCGAUAUCGACGCAAUCCUCCGAUCCCGCUUCAAUCUCCAUACGAUUGAAGGGUCGGAAUCGGCACACCACCUUGAUAUUGUUCGACAUCUCGACUCGACCCCGAUCUGGUGAGGUAUGCUAUGGGCGGCGACACCCUUUUUACCCCUGGCCUCGGUAUCCAGAAGUCCCGAGAUGCUUCUAAACGCCUGUCCCUCAAGGAGAUGUCAAGUCUCAAAAGUUGUCGAUCGUCACUGAUGUGGUUGUUGAUACCAAAACCUUGCAGUUCAUCAAAAGACCUGAGUCAAUGUCUCUCUUGUCGUUGCUGAAUUAGAU